CCUGUGUCAUUUCUCUUCAAAAACUUAAUGCUACUUGAAUUCUACGCACACUUUGAGUAAAUUUACUACAUUUUAUUUACUCCAAUCAGGAAAACCCACAAAUUUAAAGAAGACAAGACUUCCACAGUGCCAACAAAAUGCAGAAGCAAGUGGAGGUCAGGAUGGACGAGAGCCACCUGGAGCCCAGCGUGGAGAGUACUGAGAGUGCAUGUGGCAGUCUGUGUGACAAAAUCAUGAAGAACAUGGUCCUCACUCUCACAAUCCUCGGUGUGUUUAUGGGUUCCAUCGCUGGAAUGCUGCUGCGGCACAUAUCGCCUCUCCCUCCCGACGUUAUUAUGAUCAUCGCCUUCCCUGGGGAGAUCCUAAUGAGGAUGCUGAAGAUGCUUAUUUUGCCUCUUGUCGUUUCCAGCCUGGUCACAGGACUAGCCGGUUUGGAUGCCAAAUCCAGCGGCCGUUUAGGCACCAGGGCCAUGGUCUACUACAUGUCUACGACAGUGAUUGCCGCCGUCCUGGGAGUGGUGCUGGUGCUGCUCAUCCAUCCCGGCAACCCCAAGCUGAGGGCUAAUCUCGGGCAGGGAAAGAAGAACGACGAGGUGUCCAGCGUGGACGCUUUCUUCGAUCUCAUCAGAAAUCUUUUCCCGGAGAACUUGGUGCAGGCCUGCUUUCAGCAGAUCCAGACAGUAACCACCAAAGUUCCAGUGCCCACUAACAGAACCAAAGCACCUCCACAGUUCACAGUCAAAAGGUCGCUUCAGUUCAAGAGUGGGAUGAACGUCCUGGGUUUGAUUGGAUUCUUUGUCGCUUUUGGAGUCAUUAUGGGGAAAAUGGGAGAAAAGGCCAAACUGAUGUUGGAGUUUUUCAACGUCCUGAAUGAGAUUGUGAUGAAGCUCGUCGGGGCGAUUAUGUGGUACUCCCCUCUUGGUAUUGCUUGCCUCAUCUGUGGAAAGAUCAUCUCCAUCGCUGACUUGGAGGUGGUCGCGAGGCAGCUGGGGAUGUAUAUGAUUACCGUGAUAGUGGGUCUCAUCAUCCAUGGAGGGAUCUUCCUUCCGCUGAUUUAUUUUGUGAUAGUAAAAGAAAAUCCCUUCAAGUUCUUCAUGGGGAUAUUCCAAGCUUGGGUCACGGCACUUGGAACAGCGUCCAGUGCCGGUACCUUGCCUGUCACGUUCCGAUGCUUAGAGGAGAACCUGGGCAUCGACAAGAGAGUAACCCGCUUUGUCCUCCCAGUGGGUGCCACCAUCAACAUGGACGGCACAGCGCUUUAUGAGGCUGUGGCCGCCAUCUUCAUCGCUCAGAUGAAUGGCAUCGUCCUCGACUGGGGCCAGAUUGUUACUGUCAGUAUGACUGCCACCCUGGCCAGCGUGGGAGCAGCCAGUAUCCCCAGUGCUGGACUGGUGACCAUGCUUCUGAUCCUCACGGCGGUGGGGCUGCCCACUCAGGACAUCAGCCUCCUGGUCGCUGUCGACUGGCUGCUGGAUCGUUUCCGCACCUCGGUGAACGUGGUGGGGGACUCCUAUGGAGCAGGUAUCGUGUACCACCUUUCCAAACACGAGCUUGACUCCUUCGACUCCCAGCAGAGCCGGAUGGAGGAAUUUGAGAUGGCAAAGAAUCAGUCCUUCUUUGAAAACAACACCAACCAGAAUGUAUACGCUCACCACAACUCAAUCUUGAUAGACGACUGCAAGGUACAUUUCACGUUAACGGACAUAGAGACUUGUAUGUAGAGAAUCCUCCCCAGCUCCGUGUCUGUGUUGUCUUUCUUUUCUCGUCUGUGUUCGUGCCGCUUUUCCAUGUGACUUCUCAUGUUGGUGUACGUGUGUCUUUGUGAAUAGUAAAUGUCAUAUUUUCAUUGAAGAAAGUUUUAAAAGAGGGUGAAAAGCUAAAUAAAUAUUUCUAUAUUUGUUUUUUCACCUGUUAAUCACAUGAAAAAGCAGUUUUUGUGAUACCAUCAUCAAAAUCAAUUGUUCUUUUUUAUAUGAUACUUUUUGUUAUUUUAUCCUAAAAAAAAACUGUUUUACUCUCAUGAAAUUCAAAUGAAAGUGUUUCUUUUUAAGCACCAACCAUUCCUAAUGCGUUGUCUUGUACCCAAUUAUAAUUGA
Messenger RNA from Chelmon rostratus (copperband butterflyfish), 2096 nucleotides. It is a transcript of the gene slc1a2a, whose product is annotated as solute carrier family 1 member 2a. Gene Ontology annotation, biological process: L-glutamate transmembrane transport. Bases 138 to 1721 code for a protein of 527 amino acids. Gene Ontology annotation, cellular component: plasma membrane. Gene Ontology annotation, molecular function: glutamate:sodium symporter activity; neutral L-amino acid transmembrane transporter activity; L-glutamate transmembrane transporter activity. The transcript has 10 exons. The record is from RefSeq and is a predicted model, not a curated record. Lineage: Eukaryota; Metazoa; Chordata; Actinopteri; Chaetodontiformes; Chaetodontidae.